GUUCCAUUAGUCUUCCCUCUACUUUUCCUACAUCGCUUUGCUUUUCGAGCCCUCUACUUUCCUUGUUUUAUGGCGCCAUGCUUGAUCCCUCAUAUUUCUCUCUGUUCCCCUCAUUAUUCUUUUGUUCUCCUGCACUCUGCCUCUCUAUUCUCUCAUCCACUAAUCUCCAUCUCUCUCCCGUAACUCCCAAUCUCCCACCCACCCAUCUCUAUCUCUGCAUCUCCUCCUUUUGCAUUUCUUUCCAUUCCAAAAUCCCAGUCACACCCAGUCUCCUCUCUGUUGAAGAAAAAGAAGAAAACAGGGAGAGAGAAGACUCCCAUGUCAAGUCAGAAGAAGGAGGAGGAGGAAGGAGAUCCGAAUCCCAGCCACAAUCAGUCUCCUCUCUGUUGAAGAAGAAGAAGAAAACAGGGAGAGAGAAGACUCUCAUGUCAAGUCAGAAGGAGGAGGAGGAAGGAGAUCCGAUCAAGGCCAUCGAUGGCAGCGAGGGGAAAGCCGGUGAUAGCGGCGACGGGAAGGUCUGCCAUGGACGCCAGUGAUAGAUCCGGCGACUUAGAAAGAGGGAAGGAGAAAGAUGUGAACGUCGAUGGCGGCGAGGUUUGCCGCCUGAAUCUCCUGUGUUUUCUCCUGUGUUUUCUCUCUCGCUGGAAGAUAGUGAAGAAGAAGGAGCGGAGGAGGAGGAGGAGGAGGAGAAGAAGAAGAAACCUCGAAAAAGAGGGCUCCGGGGUCAACGCCGCGAAGUUGGUUUCAAAGAUCACUGUUGCAACAGCAGCUAUGGAGACCAUAGAUAUGCAGGAUAUGCUGAUGAAAUCAACUUUAGACUCGAUGUUCAAGGUGGGAUUUGGGAUGGAACUCAAUGCUUUGUCUGGAUCAUACGACCUUGGGCAGCAAUUCGCCAGAGCAUUCGACGAUGCGAAUUCUAUUACCUUCAGGAGAUUCGUUGAUAUGACGUGGAAACUCAAGAGGAUCUUCAAUAUAGGUUGGGAAGCUAAUCUGAAGCAGAACAUGAAAGUCAUCGAUGCCUUCAUAUAUAAGCUGAUUGAACGCAAGAGAGAACAAAUGAGUAAUGGAGAAACUCUUCUGGGCAAGGAAGACAUACUGUCCAGGUUUCUGUUGGAAAGUGAGAAAGACCAGGAGAACAUGACUGACAAGUAUCUGAGAGACAUAACCCUCAAUUUCAUCAUAGCAGGAAAAGACACGACUGCGAAUUCCCUCACUUGGUUCUUCUAUUCCCUCUGCAAACACCCUCUGGUCCAAGAAAAGGUUGCUCAGGAAGUCAGGGAAGCUGCAACAGCCAAUCAGAACGGAGAAGUAACAUCAGCUGAGGAGUUUGUGGAGCUACUGACUCAGGAAGCUCUGGACAAAAUGCAUUACCUUCAUGCGGCUCUAACAGAAACUCUCAGACUCUACCCUGCAGUUCCUUUGGUUAUGAAGCACUCAAGUUCAGAAUUUUCAGCAAUCCAGGGGAUCGGUUGGAUUCCAGUGAUCAAGUGGAGGAUUUUAGUACAUUUAGAGGGGCUCUCCAACUUCAAAUGAUCUCUCUCGCAAUCCUCGGUACUUUGUGUAUCUGUAUUUUCUUUCCUCUUUCUUUUAAUCUUCUAAGC
Messenger RNA from Linum tenue, 1601 nucleotides. Lineage: Eukaryota; Viridiplantae; Streptophyta; Magnoliopsida; Malpighiales; Linaceae. The record is from the annotation of a GenBank genome assembly.